This is a messenger RNA of Nerophis lumbriciformis (worm pipefish), 1530 nucleotides long. NCBI's taxonomy places the organism in Eukaryota, Metazoa, Chordata, Actinopteri, Syngnathiformes, Syngnathidae. The record is from RefSeq and is a predicted model, not a curated record.
AUGAAUUUAACUGAACCAAGCUUGUCCCGGGGGGCUCUGCUGCAUCCUGCCCAGGUAUCACUUGUGAGCCCGUCGUGGGCCUCGAGGACCCCAAGUCCUGCUUCUGAUCUCGAAAUGGGUUUCGAGCAGAACAUAUCCAGAGACUGUAGCUCUCCUAAUGAUAAUGGCACCAGAAGAGCAGAACCCAGGGGCUUUCCCACGGAAGGUGGCCGGAGUCCAGAUAUGGUGGGAUGCUCAGGUAAUGGUAAAGGCUUGGGGGGUGAGCAAAGGAUCCGAAGGCCCAUGAACGCUUUCAUGGUGUGGGCAAAAGAUGAGAGGAAACGACUCGCCUUGCAGAACCCAGACCUUCAUAACGCCGUGCUCAGUAAGAUGCUCGGUCAGUCAUGGAAGGCGUUAAAUUCAACAGAGAAGCGUCCUUUUGUUGAGGAAGCAGAACGUCUGCGCCUUCAGCACCUCCAGGAUCAUCCAAACUACAAGUACCGCCCCCGCCGUAAAAAGACCACGAAGAAACUUAAGCGUGUGGAGCCGGGGCUUUUGCUUCACAGCCUAGCCCAAAGUCAUGGCAUGGGUCCCGCUAUCAUCCCAAUGAGUGGAGAAAGCGGCCAUGGAACCUCUCCUUAUGGACAUGCGCCUCACCACCACCACUCCCACAACCUGCUGGGCCACUUCAGGGACCUCCAGGCACACGGACACCAAGACCUAGAGAGCUACGGCCUGCCUACGCCUGAGAUGUCUCCUCUGGAUGUUCUGGAAAAUGGUGUUGGUGAAUCAGUUUUCUUCCCCCAGCAUGCACAGGAAGAUGCAGGAAUGGGGGGCUGGAAUAGCUAUCACCACCCUCACCACCAUAACCCGCAUUACAGCCAUCCCUAUGGCAACCACCACAACCCUAUGCAUAGUGUCCCACCGAGCCAUAGUCCUGGAGGGAACACUUUGAGUGGAGGCCGGAAUCCGAGAAUGGCAUCGGUUGAAUCGAACAGUACUCGGAUGAAUACAGCACAAACAUCAGGCCGCCAUAUUGCCUUGAGGAGUCCUAUGAAAUGUCCCCCACUUCCACAUGACUCAGUGUCCUAUCCUCAGUCCUCACUCAGCCUCCAUGAGACUGUCAAACCCCAUCAAGGCUCCCUUCCUGCCAGCUACUAUGGCCAAAUGUACAGCAAUACAGCCCCCAAUUUCACCCCGGCUCAUUUGGGCCAACUUUCUCCUCCUCCUGAGACCUCGCCCACUUCUUGUUCAUCCUUCCUCCCUCAUGUUCAUAUAGCAGACCCAUCCAAUUCGGAGUCAACAAGUCAUUUGGGGUCUUCUUCCGCUGAAUUCUGGUCUGAGGUGGACAGGCAUGAAAUGGACCAGUACGUGAAUACCGCAAGAAACCGAGAAGAUGUCUAUGGACAUGGUGGGGUCGGGUCCAAGGUCCUGGUCUGGCGGGGUAACGCUGAUCGAGAUGGCGGGAGUGAGGAAGGAGUCAGUCCUCUUAUAUCUGCGCUUUCUGAUGCUAGCAGUGCUGUCUAUUAUAGUGCUUGUAUCACUGGUUAA